Molecule: messenger RNA, 462 nt
Organism: Spirodela intermedia
Lineage: Eukaryota; Viridiplantae; Streptophyta; Magnoliopsida; Alismatales; Araceae
Source: the annotation of a GenBank genome assembly
AUGGGGUUCUCCAGAGUGUUCCUCGUCUGCCUGAUCUUCUCUCUCCUCGCCGCCCUUACAGUGCAUUCUCAUCCUACCACGGUAAGUUCCGAGAGCAUCUCUAGAGAGAGAGAGAACUUUCUUCCGAUGUACAAUAUGGGUGACGGGUCUCUGUUUCAGGCUGUGGAGAAGGAGAAGGAAGGGUCCAUAUUGGUUACCAUGGGUAAGUCUUCUCGCCCUCCACGUGUUUCUUCUUGUCCUUGUUCUUCUUCUUAAGCUGAUUGGUUCGGCGGGUUUGAAGACUGCGCGAGAGCGUGUGCCGGCAGGUGCCGGCUGUCGUCGAGGCCGAAUCUGUGCAAGAGGGCCUGCGGGACGUGCUGCAGCCGGUGCAACUGCGUGCCGCCGGGGACGGCGGGAAACAGGGAGGUCUGUCCGUGCUAUGCCAGGAUGACCACCCGGGGGGGCAGGCCCAAGUGCCCUUGA